Brachypodium distachyon (stiff brome) is the source of this 3453-nucleotide messenger RNA. Its product is annotated as putative xyloglucan endotransglucosylase/hydrolase protein 1. Bases 2316 to 3278 code for a protein of 320 amino acids. Gene Ontology annotation, cellular component: apoplast; cell wall. Gene Ontology annotation, biological process: xyloglucan metabolic process; cell wall biogenesis. The transcript is spliced from 4 exons. The record is from RefSeq and is a predicted model, not a curated record. Gene Ontology annotation, molecular function: hydrolase activity, hydrolyzing O-glycosyl compounds; xyloglucan:xyloglucosyl transferase activity. Lineage: Eukaryota; Viridiplantae; Streptophyta; Magnoliopsida; Poales; Poaceae.
CUCAAUGGUGUUGUGAUCUGAACAUGACAGACAGAUUCAUGUGGUACAUUCCAAAUUAGCAAUAUGUACCAUGUUGAACGGGAUUCACUGAGGUCAUCUUCUAUUGUCUCUUGUGAUGGAAACUGUAAUAACCCGGCCACUUUGCUCAGCAUUCCUUGGAUUUUGUAAAUGCAAAUGCAUUUUUUUUCUGGAAGGGGUGGUAAAUAAAAGAUGAAUGCAAAAUCAACUUUGGACAUUUCAAUUUAUGUCAUUUUGUUGACUAGUGACACUACUAAAUGUUAGUCCUGCCCUACGAAUAUGUAUGACAUACUCUGAUUGGUUAAGAUGAGACUCUGUCCGAUAAUUACUUCAUUAGUAAAUGGUUUAUGUGACACGAAAUUAACGUCAUUGAAUUUGUAUCUGGUUGUGCUUGUUAUUAUGAUUUAUGCCACACAUCAAAAUCUGGCCGCUAUUAUAUACAGCAAUUUUUGUACUAGUAACCCAACAUCUGGCCGUUAAUGUGAUACAGUACCCUUCAGUUUUAUGAGGGGCACACAUAUCAUUGCCCUCUCAUGUCAUGUGCCACACCCUGGGGUAAUGGUAGCUUUUAGGUUCAGUCUGGUUCUAAAAUCAGAAGAGAUGUUCUACACUUUUCUGUCGUUUUUAGCAUGCUACUCGUACUAUGCUACUGUGGCUACCACAAUUGCUGCGAACUUCUUAUUUCGUAGUUUCGUAGACAUCUUGUUUGUCAGCUAAUUUAGUGUCUGCCAGAACAAAAAAAGGAAAGAAGCUUGCCAUUUUUUUUCCUUGCAUUGGAUGCUAGUGCCCGUUAAAUAGUCUUUGCUUUCCCAUUGUAAUACCUCCAUGUAACUCUCAGAUAUUCACACCAUGCAUCUGGGUAUACCGAUAACAUGUUAUUUUCGGACAGCAGCAUGUGGGAUGUGCUGAUGGUAACAUAUUCUUUCCCCAGCACAAGUCUGGUAGAACAAGCACUGUCCAGCAACAACUACUGAUCUAUCUUUGCAAGGUUGGUGACAUCAUAAACUUGGCGUGACCUUGACUCUGUAGCUCUCGUCAGGCACUUCAGUUUUGAAAGUUCUGUGAUGUUGUCAUGUAUCUUAAUUGACGGCAAUUAUCUGUCUAAUUCUCCAAAAAUGACAGAUGCAAUUAAUUAGCCAAUAAAAACUCUAAAACCUUGCCGGACAAGAUCUGUCAUCAAAUCACCUUCGUGAGGAAACAAGUCUAAUUGCAUAUCCAGCUUCUUAGACAGCCAUUUACAUUAAUUAAAGCCAUUCCGUCCUAUUCGUGCCAAACAUUUUAGUAUCCGACUUCCUAAGACGUACUUGCAGAAGCAGCAGUUAUCUUUAGUAGUACUGUGCCAUCGAUUAGCAGAGAAGUUUGGAAUAAGAAUGGUGAACGCGGAAGGGAAAAAAAAAAAGAUGAAACAACUCGAUCGUUGGAUAUAUUAGUACUCCACUUAUGCUCUCUCUAAACGAGGCAUAUUUGCAACACGACCUCAAAGACAGGAUCACAUUAAUAGAUAUGCUAUGCAUGCCCUCAUCAAAGACUGUAUGCAUGCAUGAUGGUACGUACUCCGUACGUCUGAAUGAGCAAAUCUAUACAUGCUCGUACGCGAUACACAUGCAUGACUUCAUCAGAUAGUAAGAACCACGGAUAACUAAGCAACAGACCCAUGUGGAAGAAGGCAUCACUACGAUGACGGCGACGACGAAACAUACAUAGAUAUGCUGAUAUAUGCACAACUCAUGCAUUAAUAUGCGUGGUCGAGAAGCCUUGGCAGGUAGAACGAAUCGAUCUAAGUCCACACGACACACGCAGUUCACACUUCCGUUAAAGAAGCCUUUUUACCUUACCAGAGUCCAAACUUCCAAUAUUAAUCAAACUUCAUUAUGGUUCCAUGCAUAUCAGUUGAGCGACGUACCCGUCAAUUACGAGGCGCAUGUGGUGACUACGUCACUCUCAAGAUGAUGUGCCGGACCAGUCUCUUGGAGACACUCAUAGGGAUAGUGUGUGCGGGUGUGUGUUCAUAGGGGUGAGUGUGCGUGCGUAUUUGUGAACGUCUGUGUCUGUACUGUGUUUUUUCAAAAAAAAAAUUGAGCAAAGUGGUCAAAACUAAGACGACUAUCAUUACAUAUGCAUGGGUGCGUGUAUGGUAAGCUGGGUACGUAAGAGACUGCGACACACUUGCAUAGUACUUCCUUCGUCCCAUAAUUCUUGUCGAAAUAUUACAUGUAUCCAGACGAUUCUUAGGAAUAGAUACAUUCAUUUUUGGGCAAAUUUGAGACAAAAAUAAUGGAGCCGAGGGAGUAUAUUACAUGGUACCAGGUAGCAAGCGGGCACACAUUUCUCGUGGCAACACACAACCGCUAGCAAUGGCUGCUUCCAAUGUUCAGCCAUGGCUUCUCCUCCUCCUCAUCCUCCUCCCGGCGGCCCUGGUUAGCCCACAGACGGCGGCGGCAGCACCACCGCAGCCGACGCCGGCGUUCGAUGAGAACUACGUGCCUUCAUAUGGCCAAGAUGGCUAUCACCUGGUAGACAUGGGCACAGAGAUUCGUCUCACCUUGGAUCGACGGAACGGUGCUGGGUUCGUCUCCAAGCUGAGAUUCGGUUCAGGGUUCUUCCACAUGAGGAUCAAGGUGCCCUCCGGGUACACGGCCGGAGUUGUCACGGCCUUCUAUCUGGCGUCGGAUUCUUCGGCGCCUGACCGUGACGAGGUGGACUUCGAGUUCCUGGGCAACGUGGACGGCAAGCCCAUCACCCUCCAGACCAACGUCUUCGUCAACGGCCACGGCGACAGGGAGCAGAGGCUGUCCCUCUGGUUCGACCCAGCAGCCGACUUCCACGACUACAGGAUCCUCUGGAACUGUUUCCAGAUCGUAUUAUUCGUGGACGAGACGCCGGUGAGGGUGCUGAGGAACCUGACGGGCAGCGUGCCGGACUACGAGUUCCCGGAGAAGCAGAUGGUCGUCCAGGGGAGCGUGUGGGACGGCUCCGACUGGGCUACGGACGGCGGAAGGACCAAGGUGGACUGGAGCCGGGGACCCUUCGCGGCGGAGUUCAGGGGUUUCGACGUCGCGGGCUGCGCCAACACCAGCUCCACGCCGUGCGACUCGCAGUCGUCGCCGGGCAUGUGGUGGAACGGCGGCGGGUACAGGAGUCUGUCCGCCGAGCAGCACGCGGCCUACGAGAACGUCAGGAACAAGUACAUGAACUACGACUAUUGCACUGACAAGGGGAGGUUUAAGAACAAGCUGCCCGCGGAGUGCAGCUACGCCUAGAGCUACCUGUCUAUGUGUGUAUCUACCUAGUAGCUUGGAUCAAAAUAAUUAGUUCAGAUCAUUGCUCUCCCAGUGACUUGUAUGCACACUGAGACCUAGUAGUGCACAAGUGCAGCUGGUCUCUGCUUUGCCAUUCAAAAAGUGAUUUAAAAAAGAGUUCAAAAUGGUUUCACAA